UAUGUAUGUGUAAAUAAAUCGCGUGUGUCACACUCAAACCUUAUCAGUUAACAGGAAGUUAAUUUGAGUUUUUUAUAAGACAGUGACAUUAUGACCACUUAAGAACCACUUCAGUGAUAUAGAGAAUGGUGAGUCGCUAUAUCCGUAUUAUUUAACAGGAAGUUAGAUUGAUUUUUAUAUGACAGGAACCUAACGACGGACAUGGACUGACAAUGUGUUCCUAUUUACAAUUAUCAUUUCGCUAUCACUGAUCUGAUACAAAUGACGUCAUGCAUCCUGCAAUAUGGCGUUGCUGUCUGGAAGUAAUGAUGAGUUGGAGAAUAAGAUGCCGUUUGUAGGGAGAAGACGAGAGGUCGAGGAAAUCAAAGCUUGGCUCCGAGUAGGUCAUCAUCGACUUAUACAGAUUUAUGGACCACCCUUCACGGGCAAGCAAAGUCUGGCCAAACAGAUACAGAAUGACAUUGAAACAGAAUGUAUAGACCGGAAAAUAUCAUUGAAAUGCAUAGAAUCAACGGGAGAGUUUUCAAGGGAUUGGAGUGAAUGGCUGGAUGAGUUGGUCAAUGCAUCUGGAACUCCAGUCAGUAAUGGUGACAGCGAAUACAGUAUCAUAAAACAUAUCAGACAGAUAGCGAAUGACAAGAAACUAUCCCGACUCUUGUUUGUCUUUACAAAGAUUGACAAUAUUAUAUGUAAACCCGCACUGCAGGACAGAUUCGUUAGAUUUUGCCAAAGUCUCAUCCGGCUUUCGGCAAACAUCUUUAUGUUAGUUACAAGCCAAAAGAGAAUAGUAUUUCCAUCUUCUCUAUCAGUGCGUGCAACUUUCUUAACAGCUAUGACAGAAUCAGAGGGAAUCACUCUACUUCAAAACACAGCGCGAAAAAGUGCUCGUGAUGUGAUAAAACACGCCCCGGACAUUGUCCGCGGUUGUUGCUAUCUUCCUGGAUUAAUUACGGAAGCCGUAGUGUUAUUAGAUCAUCCUCAUCACGUGGUUGGUAUGGAUGAUCUUGUUACCAUAGUUCAAACCCCGGGGUCACUGAUGAGAAUGAUUUCAUUUCAAAAGCAAAAGCUACAACAUUUCUUCGACCGAAUGUCUGAAAACGAGAAGAAUGGAGCUAUGUUGCUUACACUUUUCAAGGGAUCCUUUUCUAAAUCAGCUGCAAAUGAGAUUCUUUUGUCCUCUAGAAAGGCACACGAUAGUGCUAGUGUGUCUUUAGUAGAGUUAUGUGAUCAGUCUGUGGUGUCCAGAUGCACGGAUUCUGACAGAUAUGAAGUUCUUCCCUUUCUCAACGAGUUCCUCAUAGAACAAAUUCAUAAUGUUUCCGAGUUAAAUCCAGCCCGUUUACAGUUUACGAAAUUCUUCUGUAGAAUAUUACAGAGUGUUGAACAGAAGAUCUACGUGCACGGACGUGAUAAGGUGAUGGGUCAUCUCCAUGGAGACUUCGAUAAUGUCCGCCAGUUGAUGCAACAGACCAUGCAUUGUACGCAGGAAAUAUUCCCACUUUUGAUGCAGACUGUCGUGUCAGCCGAGGAGUUAUUUACAGCAUGUUUCCCUAAUCGAGAGGUGAAGCUAUUCUACGACAGCCUGAUGGAUGCGGCCUCGACAUUUGGAACCGAGAGGGAUAGGGCUCUUAUAUUCUGGCUCAUGGCACAGAAUAAGAAUCCUUAUAUGAAAGAAAGCCUGGAUAACUCUUCAUCAGAUACAACAAAAAGCCUGGAUGUUUUAGAACUAUGUGAGGCUGCUCACAGCGUACUGCAAAUCGAAGGUCCAUCAUAUCACUUAGCAGCAAUAAAGGGCUUGAUGGGACAGACGUACAACAGAAGGGGCAAUUUUAAAAAGGCACGCAGGUUGCUAAUGGAGGCGCUUGAUAUGCUGUCUCGUUUCGAGCGAUCGAUGACGACCACACGAAGGGAGGUAACCCUAAUGUCCCAUCUAGCAAUAUCUGAAAUGUGUUUAGAAAACCAUAGCAACUCAGAAAGUACUGUUGACAAGGGGAUGCAGAUUGCCUGUCGCGAGACUCCUUAUCACCCUGCUAUCGCCGUUAUGCUCAACACUAUGGGCCUAAUAUGGGAAAACUCUGGGAGGAGCCAGGUCUAUGCCAUGAGGUAUUACAAGUGGUCCCUGGAGGAGAGGCGGAAACAUUCCUAUUUCAGGGAGGAAAACCUCGUCCCAGCUCUCCUCAAUGUGUCUUUACAACUGAUUCGCACGGGGAAAUUCAGUGCGGCAGUCAAUACUCUCGAGGAGGCAAUUGAAAUUCGGAAACAAUAUGGCUGGGUUAAUCACUUCACGGCGGUGACACUGUAUUACAUCGGGAUAGUCCAAAUGCAAAUAGGCAACUUUUCUCUUGCGCUGGAUUACAACCAACAGGCAUUUAUUAUGCUGGAAAUAUGUACACCUGAGCAUUUUGUUGUCUUCAAGGCUAUUGAUGCCAUAGCACAUUGUCACCUAGCCCUCAAAGACGAGUAUAAUGCAAGAAGAUCAUUCGUGCGCGCAAUAGAUAAGUAUCAGAAAUACGACACAGAUGACAUGACAAGUAAGGUUUGCAUAUUGCGACAUUGCUUGUUGUUGGGUGAUUCGCAUCAGCGACAACAUGCGUUUUCAUGUUUACAAGAAGAAUUUCUGAAAACCUCAGACACGGAAUUGAAUAUCGCACGUCAAAUUUCAGAAAUCAGAGACGUACAUCUGGCUAACGAAGAAGAGAAUUGGAAUGAAAAUGGACGUGUGGUAUUGAGUGAACACUGUUCUCUAUGUCGAAAUAGGUAUCGCGUUUUCCCAUAUUGUGAAAACGACGCCUGGUUGCAAACCAAUCACCCCUUGAUGCAAUCACAAAAACAACCGUCUGAGUCGUGUGACUCUAGUUAUUCGGAGACAGAUUGUGGCACGUCAGAAUCUCAACUAAGAACAAAGUCCGACAAAGAAUCACCAGAAUUGGAAGCAGAUCCCUGCCCAACUCCCAAGGAAUCGUUGGGCUCGGGAAAAUACAGCAUUGCCGAACCAGAAAGUUCCUAGCACAUUGCAAAUGAUGAUUGCAGCCUCAUCCAAGAGAAUGACUGAAGUAUAGACCAUACUUUGGAAUGCAUUUAAUUUACAUUAAUCAUACUUUACUGCAUAAUACAUCCCCUUAUCUGCCGGGUGUUAGUUUAUUACGUAGACUAUGACGAAUGCAGUGUAAGAGCCAUUUAACUUUUUUGAAACUAUUUUGCGGUAUUUCUUUUUUUCACGAAAUGACAAUUGAUAUUGAAUAAUGACAUUAAUUACUCAGACCGGCCGUUACACUGUACAUUCGAUAUUGGAAAACACUUGUAUAUGUUUGGAAAUCUGCGGCGACAUAUUCGGGUCGUAAAGCCUUUUAACUAGGUCAUGCCCGCUCAUGCAUGUACACACAUACAUUACCAGUUAAAGUCAGCUUGUGACAGUACAAUAAGACAAAGAUACCCACACCUCAAAACACUGUAGAUUUAUCCAUUGAUCGAUACACACAGUAUAAACGAUUUUGCCUUGAGGAGUCUAUUUUUCAUAGGAAGAUGAAAAAUAAAGAAAUAAAAUGUUUUGAUUAACGAGACAUCAUACGUGCAUUGUAUAUACUAUGUAUGCAGUUUAUUGUAGAAAGGGAGGUAACUGAUACUUCCCUAUAUUUAGUCAUGAUAUUUAAUAGAAAAUAUCCGGAGUCCAUUUGUAUAUUUCUUCAAUAUUGACCUCCAAUAAACUGAUUGAAUAGUCCAAAAAUGUGGUGUACCCAAUUAUAACGCCUUCACAGAAUAUAUAUCAAUGCCGUUCAUGCCGUUAAUACCGUUCAUACAGUUAGUAAUGGCAACUUCCAUAGCGUUGCUAUAUCACAUUGAUGGUGUCCUCAAUAAUAUCCUGUACACGUUAACUCUGGGAGACAAUAAAUGAGUUUAUGUAGUAAGGUGGAUCGCUGAAACCCUUUACAAAUUCUGAAUGAGGAAAAUCUGUGUUCCUGCAUUAAUUAAUUACCAUAUAAGGCUGGUAUGUACGAAGUCUUAGAUUACGUAUUGUACAAACACAUUCUAAUUUGUAUUAGUCGGAAGACAAGCAAUACCAUUGCAUUAUUCAGGUUUUUCGUCCUUAUGGCACUUGUCAGUGACAUUGCAGACGAAAAGGUUGAAUCCAAAACAACUAAUAUAGUUUUGAAGUGCUCAUGCGUACAUGUAUCGAUAACCUUUUGAUGUAUUUUGAUUUUCAAGACAAACGUUAGAUGAUCAAUAUGUUCAACAAAUACCGGUAUUCAAUCUGGUAUUUAUAUUAUGUUUGAUAUAACUGGCAUUUAAACGAAUUAAACUGUGAUAUACAC
Molecule: messenger RNA, 4310 nt
Organism: Pecten maximus
Lineage: Eukaryota; Metazoa; Mollusca; Bivalvia; Pectinida; Pectinidae
Exons: 9
Coding region: 284-3007 (907 amino acids)
Molecular function (GO): protein binding
Source: RefSeq, a predicted model, not a curated record